This is a messenger RNA of Syngnathus acus (greater pipefish), 4104 nucleotides long. It is a transcript of the gene lmod1b, whose product is annotated as leiomodin 1b (smooth muscle). The record is from RefSeq and is a predicted model, not a curated record. Gene Ontology annotation, molecular function: actin binding; tropomyosin binding. Gene Ontology annotation, biological process: muscle contraction; pointed-end actin filament capping; myofibril assembly. The transcript has 6 exons. Gene Ontology annotation, cellular component: striated muscle thin filament; myofibril. NCBI's taxonomy places the organism in Eukaryota, Metazoa, Chordata, Actinopteri, Syngnathiformes, Syngnathidae. The coding region runs from base 1484 to 3391 and encodes 635 amino acids.
UAUUUUUCCAUUUCUCUCGCUAAGCUAGCAUUCCUAUUAGCUGCACUUUGUACCAACGUCGGCAUGUUCUCCACUUUGUUGCUUUUCUCCUUUUCCAAAACGAAGUAGAACUACAUUUACGUUGAUGUGUUAGCGUGAUGUCCAUGUUGAAUAUUUCUUGUUCAAAUUAUUAUUAGUUCUGGUGAAACAUCAGGUCAGGGGAGUUUUUGGUCGGUAAUGCUGCUUUGAAAUUUUGAACUGGAUACCCAACAUCCCGCCUCACUCUCGCCAUGAAACUAAAGCUGGAUUUACGCUGCAAGGCUCAAAGUGACAAGUGUUGCAAAAGGGGGAAAAAAUAGGAAGUGAUAUUUUCAGACUGGAAGUUUUGUAAUCCCAUUCCUCAUCUGCCUUUUGGUCUUUUAACAAGAUUAUUUUUCAAAAUAAUAUCCUGUCAUUACUCUUAGCUUUCCAAUAUAAUAAAAGUGAUGUCUAGUUGGCUAUUGGAUCAAUUAUCUAAAAAGUUUGACCCCCCCCUUCGUUUGUUAGACAAACUGCUUUUUCCUCUCCUAUUCAUGUCUCCACUCAUGCGAUUGAGCUUUGUUUGUAUUUAAGGCGGUGAGAGAAAACCGUGUUGUGUCGGAAGUUAAUGAGCCAUCGUAAAGCACACUGGAAAUGUUUGAACGCUUUCCUCUUUGGAAUUCCUCUGUUUUUUGUUGUUUUUUUCCUUCUUCCUCUUGAUCCCGUGUGUCUAAUUAAACUUAACUAUGAGUUUGAAAACAACUAAAAUUUAAUGUUUUGUAAUUGUAAUGUAUAAUAUGAGUGAAGAGAUUUUAUUUCUAAUGACAUAAAAUUUAACUUUGGAAUGUAUGUUUUCCGUGUCUUGUUUUAUUCGGAUUAUAAAGAACCUGUGAAUUGUGUUUAUUGGCACCUCUAAGUGGUCAUACUUUGACCAUUGUCCACCUUUUACUCGAAUGAACAUAAAUAUUGAUUCUGACCAUUACGUAUUGUAUGUUUUAAAAUAUAUUUGCAUUUAUGAAGUGUUAUUCACCACUAUUAGGAGAAAAUGUGUCAAUGAGACCAAGCACUGUUCAAAUGAAGCAUAAAAUAUGGUAUGAACAAUUUGCCUCUUUAAAUUCCAUUUUAUUUUUUAAAAAACACAUUACACAUUUUUUAUUGGUCUUAUUUAAGACGCUCGAAUGGGUAAAUAUUUCAGUUCAUUUCAAAGGCACAAGACAAUUUGAGAUAUAAAUGUUGUGAGAUACGAGCUGGUCGUGCAACAAAUUAAACUUGUGUUUAUAGCUGUUGCUCAUUCCCAAAUGUUAUUGAUCACCCCUCCAAAAAAAAAAAGGAAACCAGUAAUGAACAAAAAUAGCAGUGGUGUAAUAACAGUAAUUGUGUGUACACUCUCAUCUGGCACCUCAAUAAACUGCAGCCCUUCCCAUUCCCUUUAAAGGAGCGUGCCGUCCUCUAAACAUGGACAUGCACUUUCCCAGGAUUCCAAGGAAUGUCCCAGCCUCUCAGCAGCUUUCUGUCACUGGCCGCCCUCUCUGCAAGCAUUAUGUCCAGACGGAAGGUGAGAGGCCUGACCCGGAUGGGGCGACAGGUGAGCGAGGACCCGGACCUGGACACCUUGCUGUCAACGCUCUCCCCGGAAGAGAUGAAGGAGCUGGAGAAGGACAUGAUGAAGGUGCCUGACAUUAACCCGGAUGACGGCGAGGUGACCCUUCAACCCGGGCCCGCCACAGGCAAGAACAACCACCAGGACGCCAAAAGUUGCCGCAACGAGUACACACUCCAGGCUGAACCCAAGAAGGAAAGCCGGAAGCAGGAUUACCAGAGGAAGACAAGCCAGGAGGGCAACGAUGCCACCGGAGUUCAACGACGAAGAGAAAACGAGGUCAAACCCGGUGACGACAAAGCUCCAGAAUCAUCGAAAGAGGAGCAAAGUCAGCUCUCCGGGGACCUGAAGGACAGUCGCAAGGAGAAAUCGACAUGUGAAGACAGCAGGAUGACAGACAGAAGAGAGAGCCGAGAGAGCAAAACAAGGGACGUGAUCUCCAAGCUGCAGGAGAAGAAGAAAGAAGAGACCCGUAGGGACGACUGCAGGAGGAGGGAAGACACCAAGACCAAGGACAUCAUCUCCAGACUACGGGAGAAAAGCGAGAAGGAAAGCGGCAGAGAGCGGGUGCGGCGAUCCGACAGCUUCAGGACGCAGGGCCUGGUUUCCAAAAUGCUGGAGAAGCAAAACAAAUCCCAGGAGAACCCGACUCCCGAGGAGAAGAAGCACCAGGAUGAGGAGAAGGACAAGAAGGCGGCUUGUCGAGUGCAACGACAAGCAUCUGAGAAGGAGGAGGGAACGAGAAAAGGCGAAGAACUUCUCAACCACAGCGACUCUUUGGAGAAGAAAGCAGAAGAGGAGAAAGUGGACAACCAGGAAAAACCCGCUAAUUGCGUAGCCCCGACCGCCAAAACGAAGGAGGAAGACGCCGCCGACGAAGACGCUAGCAUGUUCGACGAGCUCCUGGAGCAGGUCCGGAGUGACGACCCGUCCUUGGUGGAGCUGAACGUCAACAACUCGGAGGUGAUCAAGACCAAGACGCUCAUCGAGCUGGCCGAGGCGCUGCGCCGCAACACCCACGUCAGGAAGGUGGCGCUGGCCAACUGCCGCGCCGACGACCACGUGGCGUACGCCGUCGCCGACACGCUACGCCACAAUGCCACCGUCACCAGCAUCAAUCUGGACUCCAACCAUCUCACCGGCAAGGGCAUCCUGGCCCUCAUCCAGGCGCUGCGCUACAACGCCACCCUCACCGAGCUGCGCUUCCAGAACCAGCGGCACAUCUGCGGAGGCAAGACGGAGAUGGAGAUGAUCAAGGUGCUGAAGGAGAACACCACCCUGCUUAAACUGGGCUACCACUUUGAGCUGGCGGGCCCCAGGAUGACCACCACCAAUAUCCUGAGUCGGAACAUGGACCGCCAGCGUCAGAGGCGCUUGCAAGAGCAGAAGCAGGCCCAGGCCGGUAACGGAACCGACAAGAAGGAUACUCUGGAGGUACCCAAGCUGGGUGCUGGAGGCUCCCCGAGGAAUUCCACCACAUUCAACUCUCCAAAGGCAUCCCCCAAACCAUCACCGAUGCCCUCACCGAUCCCUUCACCCAAGCUGACCCCCAAGAGGGGAGCCGGGGUUGCUCCGCCCCCACCGCCCCCACCUAUGGGAGGGCCCCCGCCUCCUCCCCCUCUCAUGCUAGAAGUGGACUCUUUAAGGAACUCUUUGACGCCGGUAUCGCGGAGGAGCGUGGACGGGAAGGGUCGUGCCGGGGCAAAGAACUCCAGGGACCAGCUGCUUGCCUCCAUCAGGGGGAGCAACAUCGAACAACUCAAGAAGGUGCCCAUACCCAAGUGGCUGCAGUGAGUUUUCCCAUCUGGAAUUUAAGAAUACGGUUGAACAGACAUCUCGCCGCAAGGUGACAAACCCUCCCUCGGGCGGAGGGGAGGGUCCAUCUUGCGAGUAUGACAGUCUUGACUACGAGGCCGCCGUAUUCCGUCAGACGGAAUACUGGACCAAAAGGACCCUUGUGGAGAACAGGGCCCACGACGGUGUCUGCAAGUCGUCCAUUUUGCCGUCAUAUCGCUCUUUGCUGGUUGUUUGUUAUUUGCACUAAUGAAGGAUUUAAAACAACAUAGAAACAACAAAGAAUGUUUAGCAUUUACAAUUGAUGGCCUGAUGGUUUUCAAGGAAAGAUAAAAUACACCACAGAAAAAGAACAUCUUGGAUUAUGCGUCUCAUGUCAAUAAAUCUCAGGCAAAGUUGAUUUGGAAAAGUGCCACGAUGGAGUUUUAGUUUGGCAAUCAUUACAUGGCAGUGAUUAGAAAGUACAAAUUUAGAAGUGUUGUACAGAAUGGUUCCAGCUAACGUGAUUGAUAAUCGUAUGUAACGUUAAUGCAAUACAGCUACAAUAUGUGUUUUUAAGGAUGAUAUCGUAAAUUGAUAACUUUUGAGUGAAUGUCUUUUCUUCAAGGAUUGCGUGGCACUUCCUCUUCGUGUAAUUUUUUUUUCAUUUUGCAAUGACACGCGCCAUUCUUACAAAGCCUGUACAUCUUCAAUAAAAUGCUUUGCUAAGUUUC